Setaria italica (foxtail millet) is the source of this 3188-nucleotide messenger RNA. RefSeq lists its product as uncharacterized. Bases 104 to 3103 code for a protein of 999 amino acids. Lineage: Eukaryota; Viridiplantae; Streptophyta; Magnoliopsida; Poales; Poaceae. The transcript is spliced from 5 exons. The record is from RefSeq and is a predicted model, not a curated record.
CGUUACAGACACGUAUAGCGGGAUAGGCAAAAGCCCAUCCAUCUGUCCCCAGAUAUUAACCUCGCACAAAUCUAUCAGAUACUUCUUUCGUGGUGGGCGACAUAUGGAAAUGCAGCAGGGUUCAUCCUCAUCCUCAUCUGGGAGAAUUGACGGCAAAUUCAAGACAGUGGAAGCAAAGGCCUAUGCCAAGGUCGACGUAAUUCAUAGUGGCGGCAUCCCCGUAAUGGUGAGCAUCACGGCGCUGUCUGGAACGACGGAGCAACGCGCGCCAGUGGACCUUGUGGUCGUCCUCCACGUCCGCGAAGGCUGCAACGUGCCCAAGAACUGGAAGGACCUACUCUUCGAGGCCAUGUAUACCAUUGUUGCGAAGCUUGACGACAGGGACCGCCUCGCUGUCAUCCCAAGCAACAGACUAACAACAUGGAUGUCAGCACGGAGAUUUGUAUAUCCGCAGCUGGUUACAAGUAAAACCUCGUUAACAACAGCUUUGGAAUCGGCGGAGUCGAUCCUAUAUGGCCGCAAGGACGAGGAUAAGAAGAUCCGAACCGGCUGCAUCAUCGUCAUUUCCAACAGCAACGACAACAUUGACUCUCUGGUCUCCUGGAGGCUCCGCUCGGUCCACGCCUUUGGCUUCCGUGACGCGCAAAAUGCGAGGACCAUGCACAAGAUCUCCAGCAGCCGCAAUUGCAGUUACGCGAUCUUGGAUGACGAGCAUGGCCAGAUCACGCAGUCCUUCUUUGCCACCAUAAGCAGAAUAAUAACCUCAGCCGUUGCUGCCAUGCCAGUUGAGAUCAAACUAAUGUGCGAGCAGACGGUAGUUCUGCACUCCAUUGGUACACCUGGCGUAAGCUACUACAUAUCCUACGAUGCUAAGUCGGCCAUCAUGUGGCCCAACGCCCACCUGGCUGGUAUGACGACCAACAUCAUCGUCUACCUUGGUGGCGUGAUCCAUCCCAGAGACUUGCCGCAGCUGUUCACGGUCCAUGUGAAGUACGGCAAUGUGUUGGACAAGGUCCAUGUGCAACUGGUCAAAGAGGGCAGUGACGAAUCCAGAGAGGUGGCGGCGGAGAUCGUGAGGAUUGAGGCUCUCGAGAUCAUCGCCGGCAUCACCACCGAGGAUAAACAUGACUGGGAGCAGCUCCCCGUGGCCGCACAUUAUCUGCGUGAACGGUGGACCAGACUUGAGGAUUUCAAGUGCAGCAGGGAGGCUCGCGCGGCAGGCCUGAUAUCUAGGCUUGCUGAUGAGAUGCGAGAGAUGGAGUUAAGGCUGUAUAACAACUACUACUGGCUGGAGUACAUGCUCUCGUGGCAGUCGCACCAGCUGUGCCAGCUACCUCUGCCACAGCCAUUCAUGCACAACCAGUCCAACAAUGACCCGCUUCUACAGCUGAGGAUCUUGGCGAAGGCCGAAGGGAAAAUCACAGAGCAUCAAGAAGGCAUCCCGGUCAUGGUGCGCGUCAUGGCCUCAGAUGCGGGGUUGGCAAUGGUGGAGCGCGCAUCCGUCGACCUGAUCCUGGUGAUCGAUGCCAGUUACGGGGUCAAGGAGAAAGAGGAGAAAACUAGGGAAAGGGUGCACCUGCUCAUCAAGGCCGAGGAGAUGGAGGAGGAGCACAACAAGGCCAAGAACAUGGUGGUUGAACUUGAGCAAAGUCUGAAGCCGCUCAUCAAGGCCAAGGAGAAGGAGAAUGAAAGGAUGGAAAUGGAGGGGAAAAUUACUCAGAAAAGGCAGGAGAUGAACAGCAUGGCCAACGAAAUGAGGAGACUACGAUACCAGGCCAUGGAAUUGAAGAAGGAUGUGGAUAAGGUGAUGAAGAAUACAGAGGAACGGCUGGGCCUGCUUACCAAGGCCAUAAAGCUCGUGACGGACAAGCUCAGCGUCAUGGACCGCCUUGCGAUCGUACCCGUCCAAUCCUAUGUCACCGAACCUGCGACUGGCCUCUUUGAAAUGUCUAAACAAGGGCUGAUCGAGACAUCCAACAAGCUGCGGAAGCUGUCGAUGGCCUUGACUGACAACAAGGCCGCACAGGUCUGUAAGUGGAGGGAGCAGAAGGAAAAGGCCAUGAGGAUUAUAAGGAAUUGCCUCCACUCAGCCCCCAGCUCCAGCUCAUCCACCCGCAGCCCGAGGUCGGCCAAAAGCGAAAGCACAGCCUCCAUGCCAGCACAUUCGACUGAUGUUGGUGGCAGCACAAAGAUGCUGCACAAGGCAUUGAUGUAUGCCAUGAAGGUAUUGGAUGAUAGGCGAGGAAGGAAGGAGGAUCGUCUGGGUUCCAUCAUCGUCAUUUCUGACAACGAUGAUGACUCCAUAUGCAUGGAAACUCUGAGCCCCAGCUACAUGGUCCAUGCCUUUGGCUUUUAUGGCACGCACAGCACCAGGGCUUUGUACCACAUUGCCAGCAGCUCCAAUGGCAUCUACAAUAUCAUUAAUGAUGACAGCAAUCAGAUCACUGAAGCCUUCAGAUCCUGCGUCAACAAAAUGACCUCCACCAUCUCGGUCGAUACAAAGGUUGAAAUAAUGUGCAACCCGUCCUGUAAUGUAGCAUUGUCUACCAUUGAGUCUGCCCAAUUCAGAUAUUCCAUAGGCAAUGACAGAAAAUCCUGUUCCGUCUUGGUUGGUGCCCUCAGUGCUGGCACGGUGAAGAACUUCAUCAUCUAUGUGGAUAAUGUCCGUGAGGACGACUAUGACAAUUUGUCCAAGUACAUCACAGUUCGUGUCAAGUGGAUGCAUGCAAUGAAUAGGAUGAAGGAGCUUGAGGGUCAAGUGGUGGUUGUCAGGGACGGAAUUGACGGAUACGAGGAGGUAGUGGAGACCAUUACCCAUCUCGAGGCGGUCAAAAUCGCCAGCGAUAUUACUGAUCCUAAUCACAGUAAAAUGGCGAUGGCAGACAUGCUACAACAGAUGUGCAUCAAAUGCCCCGACUUCGAACGAUCUGCUGGUGACGAACGCCUCAGAUGGCUCAAAAGUCAGAUGCAAAAGAUGGAGGCAGAUCAGCAUAUGGAGAUUACCGAUCCCAAUGAUUAUAUAAACAUGGUGGCAGAAAAGCUGUCGUAUAUCCUGUCAUGGCUAUCGUACCAGAGGUCCUAUUGUUGGAUCAAAAUCAUCUAGAUAGAGCAGGGGCAUUCUGGCUCGUUCAUACAUACAGUAUCUACAUGUCUGGAUAGAUACAUGCAUCCACAUAGUAUUUGCUUGC